AUGUGCAUGAAGCUCCGACUAGACUUGGCUAUUCAAGAUUUAGCAUUUAGAUUUUCAAUUUCUAAUUCUCAAUGCUCAAGUAUAUUAACUACCUGGAUUACUUAUUUUGGAAAUGAGUUAAAACCUCUUCUUCUUUGGCCAACUGGAAAGUUACACAACGUAGAAGGUAUAAUAGACUGUACUGAGCAAAAAAUUCAGAAACCAUCAAAUGCGAAGGCACAGUAUCAAACAUUUAGUACUUAUAAAAGUUGUAACACAUUAAAAAAACUAGUUGUGACAACAAAAACUGGUUCUUUCAGUUUUAUCUCCAAAGCUUAUGGUGGCCAAGCUUCAGAUAGACACAUUACAGAGGACUGCAAUGUUAUUAAUAUGUUUUCUGAAGGAUCUGUUUGCUUGGCUGAUAAAGGUUUUAAUAUCCAAGAUUUGCUCUUAAAAAAAAAAGUCGUAUUGGUUUGUCCACCUUUUAAAAAAAAAGGACUACAUUUUACACGAACUAAAGUCCUCUCAGCCAAAGAAAUUGCUAGAUCACGAGUCCAUGUGGAGCGAUCAAUUCGACGACUUAAAGAAUUUAAAAUAUGUAAAAACGAGUUAUCACUAACAAUGCUAGAUCUCAUUGAUUACAUAUAUAUUAUUUGUGGAGCUUUAAGUAAUUUACAACCCUCAAUUGUAAAGGAAUUUAUCUGAUGUAAAUUAAAUAUGCUGAUACUAAUAAAAAGAUAUCUCUA
This is a messenger RNA of Hydra vulgaris (swiftwater hydra), 725 nucleotides long. The record is from RefSeq and is a predicted model, not a curated record. NCBI's taxonomy places the organism in Eukaryota, Metazoa, Cnidaria, Hydrozoa, Anthoathecata, Hydridae.